Molecule: messenger RNA, 872 nt
Organism: Perkinsus marinus ATCC 50983
Lineage: Eukaryota; Perkinsozoa; Perkinsida; Perkinsidae
Product: eukaryotic translation initiation factor, putative
Exons: 5
Coding region: 31-786 (251 amino acids)
Biological process (GO): maturation of LSU-rRNA; assembly of large subunit precursor of preribosome; maturation of 5.8S rRNA
Cellular component (GO): preribosome, large subunit precursor; nucleolus; cytosol
Molecular function (GO): ribosomal large subunit binding
Source: RefSeq, a predicted model, not a curated record
AGUUGAGUCAUCACUGUUUAUCAUUGAAGAAUGGCUGUGAGGUGUGCCUUUGAGAACUCAAACGAAGUGGGCGUCUUUGCCAUGCUCACGAACUCCUACUGUAUCGUGGCCCUAGGGGGCAGUGAGAACUUCUACUCAGCCUUCGAGAGUGAGUUGAAGCCCCAUAUACCGGUCGUUCACGCCACCAUCGGAGGGACCAGGAUACCUGGGCGAGUGUGUGUUGGUAACCGACAUGGUCUGCUGGUGCCUAGCAUUACUACUGAUAAUGAGCUGCAGCAUUUAAGGAACGCAUUGCCUGAGAGUGUUAAGAUACAACGAGUGGAGGAGCGGCUGUCUGCCCUCGGCAACUGUAUUGUUUGUAACGACUACGUCGCCUUGGUCCACCCUGAUCUUGAUAGGGAAACUGAGGAGAUCAUCCAAGACGUGUUAAAGGUUGAAGUUUUCCGUGGUGCUGUAGCUGGUAACGUGCUGGUCGGGACAUACCUCACUCUCACUAACCAGGGAGGGCUGGUCCACCCUACGACCACUGUAGAGGAGAUGGAUGAACUCAGUCAGCUUCUACAGGUGCCUUUGACUGCUGGUACGGUUAACCGAGGGUCUGACUCGGUCGGUGCUGGUAUGGUCGCCAAUGAUUGGGCUGCUUUCUGUGGGAUGGACACCACUGCUACUGAGGUUGCGGUGAUUGAGAGUAUCUUCAAGCUCCAGCAGUUUACAAAGGAGGAACCUGGCAAGGAGGGUGCUAGUAUGGCUGAUGUUAAUAAGUCGAUCAUUGACAACUACGCCUAGUUCUCGGAUCAUUGCCACUCACUCUUUACCAAGCCCUGUGAGGUGGUGUAGUAGGUGCUGCUGCUGCGCUGUUGCCUUUAACUCCU